AUGACCUCCCUGUCAGCUCUCGCGCCUCGUUCACUCCGUUUACCUCACGCCCUUCCCCCUCAAGCGAUCCGUUUUCCCUCCCGUCACGCCCCUCGCUGUCCUUCUCUCCCACCCCCAACCCCUCUCAGUUGCAUCGUCGACGGUAACAAGAAGUUUCGCAUAUUCUCGGGUAACUUCGCGUGCGGCAUCGUGCUGGAGAACCUGGUGGUGCAGCACGCGCUCAACGGCGUGCACGUGGGCGCCUGCCAGUUCGCUGCGCGCCGAGUCACCUUCCAGCACAACGUGGCGGACAAGAGCUCCACCGGCGGGGCGGUUUUCAACUCUAGAGACAGCUCACCCACUGCUGGCACGCCCCUGCAGUUCACUACGUGCGUCUUCCUUAACAACACAGCUGCCGGCAAUGGCGGCGUUAUCAACGUGGGGAGGGACCCCACGGGAGGGCCCGAUGUGAAGAUCGCUAAGUGCACUUUCAGUAAAAACUCAGCGGGACGCAGUGGAGGCGCGAUUUAUUCCGAAGGGAGUGAGCUUUACCUGCGCCAGUCGACGUUCUCCCAGAACACUGCUGCUCGUGGCGGCGGUGCUAUCCUCACCACAAGUCCAAUCCUCACCUCCAUCGGGACGCGCUUCUCAGCUAACGCAGUGAUGAACGGGCGAGGCGGUGCCAUCUCCAUACAAGCGCAGGGCGCGGUGGUGCAGUUCUGCAGCUCCAACUUCCGACGCAACAGGGCGCCGGUGUAUCCCGUGUCGAAUGACAUGAACGCCGGGACGAGUGACGGCACGGUGACUGCGUGUGGGAGCACUGGACCCAGGAGAAUAAGGAAAACGCCUGCCUUGAAGGAAGUCCAGAGCUGCAGUGGCUGCACCGGCUGCUCUAACGACUGUAACAGCCGCGGCACCUGUGCACUCGACUCCGAUAUGAACCCCUAUUGCAAGUGCCAGAACCAGUUCGACCCUGCCAAAGCCUGCACUGUGUGCAAGAUGGGGUACACGCUCGAGUCCAAGUGCGUGGCCUGCUCCCCGGGGUUCUUCUCCGGUCAGAAGGGGCGCUGCACAGUGUGUGGCACCGUGGACAAGAUUCAAGAGCUCACAGGCGAGCUCUCCAACCUUAACAACGCCACACAGGCUGCUUCCUCCAAGCGCUGCCAGCAGAUGUGUCAGAGGGCCCAGACACAGACGAAGCUGUACAAGAACUACUGCAACCUGUGGGCCUUUGUGGAGAACAGGUGA
Closterium sp. NIES-65 is the source of this 1227-nucleotide messenger RNA. The record is from the annotation of a GenBank genome assembly. Lineage: Eukaryota; Viridiplantae; Streptophyta; Zygnematophyceae; Desmidiales; Closteriaceae.